Conger conger (European conger) is the source of this 1421-nucleotide messenger RNA. It is a transcript of the gene myog, whose product is annotated as myogenin. The transcript is spliced from 3 exons. Bases 112 to 846 code for a protein of 244 amino acids. Gene Ontology annotation, biological process: positive regulation of transcription by RNA polymerase II; positive regulation of myoblast differentiation; muscle organ development. Lineage: Eukaryota; Metazoa; Chordata; Actinopteri; Anguilliformes; Congridae. The record is from RefSeq and is a predicted model, not a curated record. Gene Ontology annotation, molecular function: RNA polymerase II cis-regulatory region sequence-specific DNA binding; protein dimerization activity; DNA-binding transcription factor activity, RNA polymerase II-specific.
UGUUGUCCACAGACCCUCCGCAGUACGAGCUCCGAGGGAUAUCGCCAAAUCACACCGGAGCGUCGAGCCCCCAGGAACAGAGCACAGAGCCCCUCUCGCCCGCGCCACAGAAUGGAGCUUUUUGAGACCAACCCGUACUUCUUCCCGGACCAGCGCUUCUACGAGGGGGCCGAGAACUACUACCCCGCCCGCCUGCCGGGGGGGUUCGACCAGGGGGGGUACCAGGAGCGGCCGGGGAUCGGGCUGUGCGGCGACGGCCGGAUCAUGUCCGCCGCCGGCGUGGGCAUGGAGGACAAGGCGUCCCCCACGGGCCAGCCCCAGGACCACUGCCCCGGCCAGUGCCUGCCCUGGGCCUGCAAGGUGUGCAAGCGCAAGUCGGUGACCAUGGACCGGCGGAAGGCGGCCACGCUGCGGGAGAAGAGGCGGCUGAAGAAGGUGAACGAGGCGUUCGAGGCGCUGAAGAGGAGCACGCUGCUCAACCCCAACCAGCGCCUGCCCAAGGUGGAGAUCCUGCGCAGCGCCAUCCAGUACAUCGAACGGCUGCAGGCGCUGGUCAGCUCCCUCAACCAGCAGGACCACAAGCAGCCCGGCCUGCACUACCACCGCGGGGCCGCGGGACACAGGGUGUCCUCCAGCAGCGAGCAGGCCGGCAGCACCUGCUGCAGCAGCCCAGAGUGGAGCAGCGCCUCUGAGCACUGUGGGCCGGUCUACAGCGCCACGCCCGAGGACAUCCUGAACGAGGACUCCCUGGAGCAGCCCAGCCUGAGGACCCUCACCUCCAUCGUGGACAGCAUCACCGCUGGGGACGGGGCCCCUGUCUCUUACUCAGGGGACAUUUCCAAAUAAACCCCCCCGCCCCCGCCCCAGAUCAGCCCGGCCAGCGUGCAGAGACCAGGGGGAUGUUUCACAGCGCGGUGCGCAGCGAGACCUGGAGCGGCCAUUGUUACUUCAACCCAUGUUCCAUAUUUUAGGGGGUUGCAGGUUUUACUGAGAGGCUUAGUGAGUCAGCCAGCUUUGUGAAACACCCCCCAGAGCAGCAGAAUCAGCGCUCACACACCCAAGGGCUGCGGCUGCCUUUUCCUCCAACCAAAACUCGCGGUCCAUUUUUAUAAAGUUGAUUAUUUUAUGUGGGAGUGGGAGGGGCUCAGCCGAGAGGGUUCUGUCUUUCCUUAACACAGAAGAAGUGAGAGGGAGUUCCUGUUUAUCAUUUCCUGUUUCUCAUUUCCUGUUUUCAUUCUUGUGUUCAUUUGAGUGUGUGUUAGUUAUGCUUUUAAAAAAAAAAAAGAAGGGUAAAAUUCUUGGGGCCAAUAUUUUACACUGCAGUUUGACCAAUUCCUGCUUAAUUUAAACUAGAUAUGAAUGCUAGUGUUGUACAUACUUCCCUAUUUUCUACAGAGUGGUUUUGCUAUUUUAUUCUUUAU